AUGCCUGAGAACAAAGCUGCAUUUCUCACCGCUCAGAACGCUCCCCUCGAGGUUAAACCCUCUCCCUAUCCUGAUCCCCAAGACGACGAAGUCAUACUCAAAAAUCAUGCAAUCUCCCUCAACCCAGUCGACUGUGCCCAACAAAAGCUCGGUACUGCCUUUCCAUGGCUCAAGUUCCCAGCUAUACUAGGCUGCGAUGUCGCAGGACAAGUCGUAGCCGUCGGCUCUGGCGUUACCAAGUUCAAAGUCGGUGAUCGUGUCGCUGGGUAUCACAUGGGUACUUUCCAAGAAUACGUUCCUGUGAGCGAACACUCUUGUGCCAAAGUACCCGAGAACAUCAGCCAUGAGAAAGCGGCUACACUUCCGCUGUGCUUGAGUGUUGCUGUCAAGGCGCUCUUCCACCCGGAAUAUCUGGCACUUGAUCUUCCCACUCCUAACACUAAGGCUAGUGGGAAAGUCAUUCUUGUCUGGGGAGGAUCUACCAGUGUCGGCUGCAAUAUCAUUCAACUUUCCAAAGCAGCUGGGUUCGAAGUCAUCACCACUGCGUCGCCGAGAAACUUCGAGUAUCUCAAGAAACUAGGUGCCAGUCAAGUCUUUGACUACAAUUCAUCUACAGUCAAAGAAGAUCUCCUUGCGGCAGUUAAGGGGAAGACUGUUGCCGGGUCUAUCGCAAACGGAGGUCUGGAAGUUUCGCAAUAUGCUUCAAUCGUCGAUACUUGUGCAGCUGUCGCUCUGAGUUCGUCUGACAACUCUAAGCUUGUGCCUUUAACGAUGGUGCCUCGCUUUGAGUUGCCAGAAGGUGUUGAAACCAAGUUUGUCGUACCAUUGUCGACAGACAGGGAACUCUCUUCAUGGAUCUAUAACGACUACAUUUCGGGCGAGUUGGCAAAUGGGAAAUUUAUUCCGGCGCCGGAGGCUAAGGUUGUUGGCCAUGGGCUUGAGGCUCUUCAAUCUGCUAUGGACACUCUCAAUGCUGGGGUAUCAGCAAAGAAGAUUGUGGUAACAAUGUAA
Molecule: messenger RNA, 1011 nt
Organism: Fusarium coffeatum
Lineage: Eukaryota; Fungi; Ascomycota; Sordariomycetes; Hypocreales; Nectriaceae
Exons: 1
Coding region: 1-1011 (336 amino acids)
Molecular function (GO): oxidoreductase activity, acting on NAD(P)H
Source: RefSeq, a predicted model, not a curated record